ACCUGUGAAACUUGCGGAACCAUGGAUCUUUUACAGCCACCGCCGUGCCCGAACGAGCGCAACUCGAUCGUCCAAGUCGAAGAGAGCCUCAGGAGCAAGACCUCUGGCGAUCGACGGAGCUGGGACAAGCUAUCCAUCUACAGGGUCCGCGGCUCCAUCGCCGACCUCAACCGCCAGGCCUAUCAGCCGCAGUUUGUCUCCUUCGGCCCCUACCACCAGGGCGCUGAACACCUCCUCCCCAUGGAGGAACACAAGCGCUGCGCACUUGUCCACUUCCUCAAGCGGUCUAGGAAGCCCCUCAAGCCCUUCCUCGAGUCCCUGGGGGAGGUGGCGCGGGACCUCGAGGAGAGCUACGAUGCGCUGGACCCAAAGUGGAAGGCGGGCAACGGUGAGGAUGUGGCGGUCCGGUUCCUGGAGCUGAUGAUCACCGAUGGCUGCUUCAUGCUCGAGAUCCUGAGGACCGCAACGCAGGUGGUGGAUGACUACGCGCCCAACGACCCCAUCUUCAGCAACCACGGGAAGCUCUACAUAAUGCCGUACAUACGGCGGGAUAUGCUGAUGCUGGAGAAUCAGCUUCCGAUGCUAGUGCUGGAUCGGCUGGUCUCUGUCGAGAGCGACGGCAAAAAGGACGACGAAUUCGUCAACAACCUCAUCCUCAAGUUCUACUCCCCCAGCACGCGCGUCACAAAGAUGGGCAAAUGCCUGCACGUCCUGGACGUCUUCAGGAAGAGCAGGCUGACUGACCACGACGAGAUGGUCAAGAUGGGGCACGGUGGCAGGGAGGAGAUCAUCCGGUCGGCCACCGAGCUCAGCGAGGCCGGGAUCUGGUUCAAGAAGAGCAAGACCGACAGCCUCAAGGACAUCUCCUUCUCCUACGGGGUCCUGAGGCUCCCCGCGAUCGUGGUGGACAACACCACCGAGUCCAUGUUCCUCAACCUCAUAGCAUUCGAGCGCUUCCACGUCGGGGCCGGGAAUGAGGUCACGUCCUAUAUCUUCUUCAUGGACAAUAUCAUCGAUAACGAGCGGGACGUCGCACUGCUCCACGCCCGGGGCAUCAUCCAGAACGCCAUCGGGAGCGACAAGGCGGUUGCCAAGCUGUUCAACUCUCUGUCCAAGGACGUGACCCUCGAGCCCGACAGCACCUUCGACGCCGUGCACAAGCAGGUCAGCAGGCACUGCGAGAAGUUCUGGAUCGUGUGGAUGGCUAAAGCCAAGCAUAGUCUCAGCCGUAUCCGCUCCAGCAAUAUUUAUGUGACAUUGUCUAUCAUUGCUGCCAUCGUCCUUUUCGUGCUCACCAUUAUUCAGACCGUAUAUACCGGGCUCAGCUACUACAAGGAGGAACCGCAUCCCCUGCCAUAA
This is a messenger RNA of Rhodamnia argentea, 1359 nucleotides long. RefSeq names its product UPF0481 protein At3g47200-like. The record is from RefSeq and is a predicted model, not a curated record. Bases 22 to 1359 code for a protein of 445 amino acids. The transcript is spliced from 2 exons. Lineage: Eukaryota; Viridiplantae; Streptophyta; Magnoliopsida; Myrtales; Myrtaceae.